This is a messenger RNA of Lolium rigidum, 561 nucleotides long. RefSeq names its product pathogenesis-related protein PRMS-like. The transcript has a single exon. The record is from RefSeq and is a predicted model, not a curated record. NCBI's taxonomy places the organism in Eukaryota, Viridiplantae, Streptophyta, Magnoliopsida, Poales, Poaceae. The coding region runs from base 1 to 561 and encodes 186 amino acids.
AUGGCUCCUGUCGCCUGCGUCGCGAUCUUCUCACUCGCACUGGCCUCGCUAUCGCCGGCCGGAGCCAUCGACACCCCCGGCAACAACAACAACAACGACAACGGCGUCACCGUCGCGGCCCCCAGACACGUACCGGCGGCGGCGCAGUUCCUGCAGGUGCACAACGACGCGCGCCGCGCGGUCGGCGUGGCGCCCCUGGCGUGGAACGCGACGCUGGAGCUGGACGCCAAGCGGAAAGCGAAGGCGCUCGGCGUCCAGUGCAAGCUCUCGCCGCCGUUGAAGUGGGACAACGACCGGUUCUACGGGGGGAACACCUUCUGGGGCGGCGGGUUCCAGGACGGGGCCGCCGUGGCGGGCGCGUGGGUGUACGAGCGGCGGUGGUACGACCACCGCGCCGACGCGUGCGCGCCCGGCGAGGAGUGCCGGUCCUACAGACAGGUGGUGUGGAACACCACGACGCAGCUCGGCUGCGCCCGCCGCACCUGCCGGAGCAGCCGCGACACCGUGGGUGUGUGCAGGUACUUCCCUCGGGGGAACUACGCCGGCGUGCCGCCAUACUGA